ACAUUUGGUCUCAGACCUCAACGACAAUUUAGCACAAUGUGAAUAGCUAGAAAAGAGAAAAACAGUGUGCUUUAAUCUUUAAAGUAUCAAAAACCAUCCUCUAUCAAUUUUGUAAAAUCUGAGAUGAUGAAUAUCCACUAUAUAACUACAUAUACUUUUUAUUACACAUUGUAAAUGUCUACGGCCACACCUAGGCGAAAACACCAGUUCCCGUCCGAUCACUGCAGUUAAGCGUCUGAGGGUCUCGUUAGUACUAUGGUUGGAGACAACAUGGGAAUCCGGGAUGCUGUUAGGCUUGUUUUUUACAUUUCUUUAUUUAUAAUUCCUUUUGUAAACUAAAUUAUCCUGUUCUCCACAACAAAGGAGCUAGUGAUUGUUGUUGCUAGUUAGCAAACGAGGUUUUAGGAGGAAAACCAAAGCGCACUUUUUUGCAAAAUUGAUAAAAAGUUGGAAACGACUUUGAAUUGGGAUUACACUUUUUUGCGAAAGGACUAGCAUGAAUUUUGAACGGUAUGCUGCAAUUUAUUAGAAAUCGAGCUUCCGUAGAGCUGUUAAGUCGGUCUUUUCGUAAAUAUAACGUUCCCGAGUCUUCUGGACAGCUACUGCAGGAUUUAGGAUUUGUGCACAUGUCUAUGUCGGGGGUGUUUCAUUUACUACCGCUUGGUCUACGAGUACAAGACAAGAUAUGUAGACUGGUUCAACAGUCGAUGAAGUCAGUUGGUGCAACCCAAGUUAGCUUGGCUCACCUUUCGAGCAAAGAAGUGUGGAACCGAAGCGGACGAUGGGAAACAAGUGGGCGGGAGCUAUUUCGAUUGAAGGAUCGAACGGAGCGAGAAUUAUGCCUUGCGCCUACGCAUGAAGAAGAUGUUACCCAAUGCAUAGCGAGUUUUGUGGAAUCACAAAAGCAGCUGCCGAUUCGGGUGUAUCAGAUCGGAAGAAAGUAUCGAGACGAAGCAAGACCAAGAGGAGGAUUGCUUCGUGGCAAGGAGUUUGUGAUGAAAGAUUUGUACACGUUUGAUGUGGAUGGGAAGCAAGCCCAAGGAACGUACCGACAGGUGCUGGGAGCAUACCACCAGUUUUUUAAGGCGGUAGGUUUACCGUUUUCGAUGGUGAAUGCAGAUACAGGGAAUAUUGGGGGAAAACUAUCGCAUGAAUUUCAUUAUCGAAGCGAAGCGGGAGAGGAUACAAUAUGCGUUUGUCCAUCAUGUGAAUUUUCGACCAACUCGGAGCUGUUGAAAGAGACAGGAUUGGGAAAGGGACACAGUUGUCCAAAUUGUAAAGACGAGCUGACGUUGUCGUCGUCGAUUGAAGUUGGACAUGCGUUUUUGUUGGGACAAGCAUAUUCCUCCAAACUGGGAGCGAACGUCGAAGUGGAUCAGCGACUUGAACCUUUGUAUAUGGGGUGCUUUGGGAUUGGUAUUUCUCGAAUGAUUGCAGCCAUUGCGAAUGUAACUAAGGACUCCAAGGGACUCGUGUGGCCGACAAAUGUUGCUCCUUGGAAAGUGCUGGUGGUACCGUCAUCGAUGAAAUACAUGGCGGCAGCAGAGUCCGUCUAUGACGGCGUUGCAAAUGUAGUCGGUGCUGAUAAUAUCCUACUAGAAGAUCGUAGCCAGCAUUCGUUUGGGUACAAGAUGAAGGAUGCCGAACUGAUUGGGUACCCGUUUGUAAUUAUUGUUGGUUCGCAAUUUGAACGGGAUAAUCUUUGCGAAGUGCUUGUUCGUUCCACUGGCGGACGACACCGCUUGCCCUUGCAAUCUUUGCACCAGGUUCUCUUGGGCAACUUUUUGUGAUCCACAUGUCCAUCGUGAGUGAUUUCAAUCUUUAAGUUUUAAUCUUUUUUUAUUUGUUAUUUUUUUCCACAGGUUGAUUCGGAUUGCUUUUUUUAUUUUCGUUUCUAGUAGAUCCCUAGUAACGUUUUUACUCUAUUCUGUUCUACACCGUUUGCACCAGGUUGUAUAACAAAUAUUCCUCUUUUACAUCCACAUCCAACAUUCACUUCUCAUCCUCUCUCCUUCGUUCCCAGCGAGCUGCUACUCCUCUACUGUUGUUACUAGUACUCCACCGCCUGCCAUUCCUACUAUUUCUUUUCAUUUCAUUUCAUUUCCAUUAAGAUCCCACCAAAUUUUCACAAGAUCCUACACUUUCUAACUCUACAAUAUUUGUAAAAGACAAUUCCUUUAAUAAACUCUUAUCAUUUACGAUCCUUUUCGUGAUCUAUUCUUUCUACACUUUUUCAACCGUUAUUAACCCUUUUCAAACCUACGCUUUCAAACUUGUACGUUUCAUAAACGUGUCUUUUCUUCUUUGUUUUCUUUUUUUUUCUCUCCUCUUCUCUCUCCUCUCUCCUGCCUCCUACCUCUAGCUGCCCUUGGAUUGUACCAUGUACAAACAUCUCUUUGUUAUCAACAUGCAAUGCACCGCGUAACUGCCAAGUUACACUUCCAUGGUACUGGAUAAAUGAUUACAUACAAACUGAUAGUAAAACGAGGAGUAAACCGUUCAAGUGGUCCAUCUACGUUCAAUAGAGGCUUCAAGUUGCGUACUUUGACUUUAUCGAGAUUUUUAUCUCCAUGAUCAUCUCUACUGCUUAUCGCUCUCUCUCCUGUUUGCCAAUGCCUCCUACUGUGUUUUGUAUAUGCAUAUAUUAGAGAGAUAUAUAUAUAUAUAUAUGGUAGGAAGGAUGGAUGAUUGAAACUGCUAUAGUAAAGAAUAAUCCAUCAU
Messenger RNA from Schizosaccharomyces octosporus yFS286, 2721 nucleotides. RefSeq names its product proline-tRNA ligase. Bases 513 to 1790 code for a protein of 425 amino acids. Lineage: Eukaryota; Fungi; Ascomycota; Schizosaccharomycetes; Schizosaccharomycetales; Schizosaccharomycetaceae. Gene Ontology annotation, biological process: prolyl-tRNA aminoacylation. The record is from RefSeq and is a predicted model, not a curated record. Gene Ontology annotation, cellular component: cytoplasm; mitochondrion. The transcript has a single exon. Gene Ontology annotation, molecular function: proline-tRNA ligase activity; ATP binding.